AAAGAGAUCCCGGUAAUGCUGGAGCACCAGAAAAAGGUCCUAAAGAAAAGACACACCAAGAAUACUGUCCUCAGGAGAGCCAAGAGAAGAUGGGCACCCAUUCCUUGCUCCAUGCAAGAGAAUUCCUUGGGUCCCUUCCCAUUGUUUCUUCAGCAGGUUCAGUCUGAUGCAGCCCAGAAUUACACCGUCUUAUACUCAAUAAGUGGGCGUGGAGUUGAUCAAGAACCAUUGAAUUUGUUUUUCAUAGAGAGAGACACUGGGAAUCUGUUCUGUACCCGGCCUGUGGAUCGUGAGGAAUAUGACGUUUUUGAUCUGAUUGCCUAUGCGUCCACGGCGGAUGGCUAUUCAGCAGACCUACCGCUGCCACUGCCCAUCAAAGUAGAGGAUGAAAAUGACAAUUACCCUCUUUUUACAGAAGCGAUUUAUAAUUUUGAGGUUCCAGAAAGCAGUAGACUUGGUACUGUGGUGGGAGUGGUUUGUGCUACGGAUAAAGAUGAACCUGACACGAUGCACACGCGCCUCAAAUACAGCAUCUUGGAGCAGAACCCACGAUCACCUGGGCUCUUCUCUGUCCAUCCCGACACCGGCGUCAUCACCACUGUCUCUCACUACAUGGACAGAGAGGUUGUGGACAAGUACACACUGAUAAUGAAAGUUCAAGACAUGAAUGGUCAAUUUUUUGGACUGAUCAGUACAUCAACUUGUAUCAUAACAGUGCAGGAUUCGAACGACAAUGCACCCACGUUCAGACAAAAUGCUUAUGAAACCACUGUGGAGGAAAACACAUACAAUGUGGAAAUCCUGCGCAUCCCUGUGGAUGACAAGGACUUGGUUAAGAGUGCCAACUGGAAGGCAAAUUUUACCAUCUUAAAAGGGAAUGAAAACGGGCGCUUCAAAAUCACAACGGACUCAGUGACUAAUGAGGGUGUUCUGUGUGUUGUGAAGCCCUUGGAUUAUGAAGAAAAUCGUCAGGUGACCCUAGAGAUCGGUGUGAACAACGAAGCUCCAUUUAUCAGAGACGUUGCAAGCCGAGUACCCACUAUGAACCGGGCCUUGGUUACAGUUCAUGUGAGAGACCAGGAUGAGGGGCCAGAAUGCAGCCCCCCUGAACAAUAUGUGCGGAUCAAAGAAAACUCAGCCGUGGGAUCCAAGAUCAAUGGCUAUAAGGCCUAUGAUCCUGAAACCAAGAACAGCAAUGGCUUAAGAUACAAAAAAUUGCAGGAUCCUAAAGAAUGGGUCAGCAUUGAAGAAGUUUCAGGUCUGCUGACAAUAUCAAAAACCCUAGACAGAGAAUCCAUGGCUCCAAGAAAUGACUUGUAUAAUAUUACGGUCAUGGCAAUAGACCAAGGUAACAAAUCAUGCACAGGAACACUUGCAGUGAACAUCGAGGAUGUGAAUGACAAUGCUCCAGAAAUACUUCAAGAUUAUCUUGUCAUCUGCAAGCCAAAGAUGGGGUAUACGGACAUUUCGGCUGUCGAUCCUGAUGAGCCUGUCCAUGGUCCUCCCUUUCGCUUCAACUUGGCAAGCUCUUCUCCUGAAGUCAACAGAAUCUGGACCCUCAACCCAGUUAAUGAUACAGCCGCCCGCUUGUCCUAUCGGAAAAACGCUGAUGUUCAAGAAUACGCUGUUCCCGUCACUGUACAAGACAGAGCAGGCCAAUCCACAACCAAAGUCUUGCGAGUUAACCUGUGUGAUUGUACUCAUCCGAGCCAGUGUACGGCCAGGUCAAGGAGUGUAGGGGUCUCCUUGGGGAAGUGGGCCAUCCUUGCCAUCCUGCUGGGCAUCGCACUGCUGUUUUCGGUACUGCUAACUUUAGUAUGUAGUGUUGUCACUGCCCGGAAAGGAAAACAUUUUCCUGAAGAUUUAGCACAGCAAAACUUAAUUAUAUCCAACACUGAAGCACCUGGAGAUGACAGGGUGUGCUCUGCCAACGGAUUCACCACCCAGACCGCCAACAACUCCAGCCAAGGCUUCUGUGGCACCAUGAGAAACGGUGGGCAGGAGACAUAUGAGAUGAAAGGACACCAGACCUUAGACUCCUGCCGCGUGGCCGGCCAUCACCACACCCUGGAUUCCGGCAGAGGAGGACACGUGGAGACUGACAACUGCAGAUACACUUACUCCGAGUGGCACAGUUUCACUCAGCCCCGGCUUGGCGAAAAAUUGCACGCGUGUAAUCAGAAUGAAGAGCACAUCCCAUCCCAAGACUAUGUCCUCACCUAUAACUACGAAGGCAGGGGAUCUCCAGCAGGUUCUGUAGGCUGCUGCAGCGAAAAGCAGGAAGAAGAGGGACUGGACUUUUUAAAUAACUUGGAACCCAAAUUUCUUACAUUGGCAGAAACAUGCACAAAGAGAUAA
This is a messenger RNA of Chionomys nivalis (European snow vole), 2358 nucleotides long. Its product is annotated as desmocollin-3. The record is from RefSeq and is a predicted model, not a curated record. Gene Ontology annotation, biological process: homophilic cell-cell adhesion. Lineage: Eukaryota; Metazoa; Chordata; Mammalia; Rodentia; Cricetidae. Bases 16 to 2358 code for a protein of 780 amino acids. Gene Ontology annotation, molecular function: gamma-catenin binding; calcium ion binding. The transcript is spliced from 14 exons. Gene Ontology annotation, cellular component: desmosome; plasma membrane.